This is a messenger RNA of Macroventuria anomochaeta, 618 nucleotides long. Its product is annotated as secretory pathway protein-like protein Ssp120. The record is from RefSeq and is a predicted model, not a curated record. Bases 1 to 618 code for a protein of 205 amino acids. Gene Ontology annotation, cellular component: endoplasmic reticulum-Golgi intermediate compartment; extracellular exosome. Lineage: Eukaryota; Fungi; Ascomycota; Dothideomycetes; Pleosporales; Didymellaceae. Gene Ontology annotation, molecular function: calcium ion binding. The transcript is spliced from 2 exons.
AUGACACAAUUACUCCAACUACCGCUGAGCGCAUUGCUCUUGCUCACAUGCGCGCUCACCACCUCAGCGCAUGGCGGCGAUCAUUCGCAGGUUGUAGUCGCGCCAGACGCAGACUGGGCGACUCGACACAUGGCCGAGGAACACCAUAUCUCUGGCUACGACGCCACAACUUUCUUCAACCUACACGACUACGACAGCACCGGCGUCUGGACCGCCCCAGACAUCCGACGCACCUACGGCCUCUCCGACCCGUCCAGUGCUCAUAUCUCCGAAACUAAGAAGCAAAUGGUAGUCCAAACAGUCCUCGACAUGUUUGACACCGACAAAAACGGCGAGAUCAGCCUCUCCGAAUUCCAAACAAAAGACAGCCAAAACAUCAAACUGCCCGACUUCGGCAUGGGGCCUGGUCAUCACGGCGAUGACGAGUACGAGUAUGAAAUUCAUCACUGGGAGAAGUAUCACUCGGGUGAUGAUGUGAAGGAGGAGGAUCUCACGCACCCAGAGGAUAUUGAGCAUUUUAAGUUGCAUGAGCAGAGGGAGCAACAGCAGGAAGAGUGGGAGAGGUUGGAGAAGGGGAUUGUGGAGAAGAAUAUUCCGGCGAAGUAUAGGCAGAACUAG